Esox lucius (northern pike) is the source of this 5518-nucleotide messenger RNA. RefSeq names its product striatin, calmodulin binding protein 4 (gene strn4). Gene Ontology annotation, cellular component: dendrite. The coding region runs from base 146 to 2458 and encodes 770 amino acids. Lineage: Eukaryota; Metazoa; Chordata; Actinopteri; Esociformes; Esocidae. The transcript is spliced from 18 exons. Gene Ontology annotation, molecular function: armadillo repeat domain binding; calmodulin binding; protein phosphatase 2A binding. The record is from RefSeq and is a predicted model, not a curated record.
AUAUGAGUUCUUGCAUUGCUCUUAACGAUUACGUGAGAGGAAGAAAGAGUAGAGUCCUAGUGCGGGGUUUAGUAAGGGACGGGGUUAUUAUUAUUCUCGCUGCUUGUUUCCACCUCCUUGUCCUGGCGAAGGCUCGAGCAUUAAAAUGGAGGCGGAAAGAUCCGGCGGAGUGACUGGGGGAACGAACCAGAACUCUGGAGGCAGCGGCGUGGGGCGCAACCCGAACGGGCCGAAAUCAGUACUCGGGCAGGCGACAACAACAGCGGCGGCAGCAGCAGCAGCAGCAGCCGGGCCGAUGGCUGGGUCGUCGCUGCCUCGGGAACCACAAGACGGUGACGCAGGCCUAUCGCUUCCUGGGAUCUUGCACUUUAUCCAGUUCGAAUGGGGACGCUUCCAGGCCGAGAAAUAUCGCUGGGAAGCCGAGAGAGACGAACUCAGGGCUCAGGUGGCGUUCCUCCAGGGUGAGAGAAAGGGCCAGGAGAACAUGAAGCAGGACCUGGUAAGACGGAUCAAGAUGCUGGAAUUCGCCCUCAAACAGGAGAGGUCUAAACAUCAGAAGCUGAAGACAGGCUGUGACCUGAGUCCUGGGGAGAAGAAACCCGACACGGAGGCAGAACUAGUGCCCAAUGGGCCGGCAGAGUCUGACUCUGAGCCAGCCAAUCAGAUGUCGUGGAAGGAGGGCCGUCAGCUACUCCGCAAGUACCUGGAGGAGGUUGGCUACUCAGACACCAUCCUGGACAUGCGUUCGAAGCGCGUGCGCUCCCUCUUGGGUCGCAGCAGCCCCGAGGCCAACGGACCCCCAGCCGGAGAGCAGCAGCCCAGCCCCGACCCAGAGCCCCUGUCCGGGGGGAAGUCUUUGCUGGUCCGGCAGAUAGAAGAGCAGAUCAAGAGGAAUGCAGCAGGGAAAGAUGGUUCUAAGGAGCGUAUGGGCGGCUCCAUGCUAGAUAAGAUCCCCUUCCUGCACGGCUGUGAGGAUGAUGAUGAGGAUGACAGUGAUGAGGAAGAUGACUUCCAGGGCAUGGGCACGGACUGUAUAGACGGCCAACGUAACAAGAACAAAAAGCCCCGCAUUAAGAUGGGAACUGAGCCUAUGACGACAGACCUGGACCCUGAUGAUGAGGAGGAUGAAGACGACUCAGAGGAUGCCCUGAGCGAGUUUGACUUCCUGGGUUCAGGGGAGGAGGGGGAGGGGGCGGGAGAGGCCCGUAUCUCAGGGGACGGCCGGGAGUUAGAGAACCGCAGGAACAAGUUACAGGGAAUGAUGUCGGACUUCCCCCCCAAACCCUCCCCGCCCCCCUCUGUGUCAGGACAGUCUCGCUCUGGGGAAGGUGGCGCUCUGGGUUUUUCCUCUGACGUCUUCAUCCUGGACGCCGUUGGGGGCAGCGACAUGAACCUAGGAGAGCUGGCUGACCUCACGGUUGCGAACGACAACGACCUCACUGUGGAUCUGCAAGAUAACCAAGAGGAGUUUAAGAAGACAUGGAACCCUCGCUUCACGCUGCGCAGCCAUUUUGAUGCCAUCAGAGGGUUGACGUUCCACCCCAGCCAGGCGGUUCUUCUCACAGCCUCUGAAGACGGAACCCUGAAGCUGUGGAACCUGAACAAGGCCAUGCACUCUAAGAAGAACGCAGCUCUGGAUGUUGAGCCCAUCUACACCUUCAGAGCCCACAGUGGUGCAGUCCUAUCGUUGGCCAUGGGUGUGGAUGGAGACUCAUGCUUCAGUGGAGGUCUAGAUGGGACGGUGCGCUGCUGGAAGAUCCCGGACCUGAACGUGGACCCCUAUGACAAUUACGACCCGGGCAUAGAGAGCAGUGUGUUGUCGGGUCAUGACGACUCUGUGUGGGGUUUGACAUACUCUGCCUCCCAUCACCGUCUGGCUUCCUGCUCUGCUGACGGCACCGUCCGCAUCUGGGACCCCCAGAACUCCUCCCCAUGUCUGUCCGUCUUCAACAAGGAGAAAGAGCAUGGCACACCCACCUCAGUGGCCUUUGUCAACUCCGACCCUGACCGGGCCGUGGUGUCGUUUGACAGAGGCGAGACGCUGCUUUACGACCUGAACACAGAGCAGAUCGUUAUGGCCCUCGAGACCGGGACCAAGGACGGCAGUGAGUUGAUUAACUGCGUGGUGAGCCACCCCUCAGAGCCCAUCUCCAUCACUGCACACGAGAACCGCACUAUCCGCUAUCUGGACAACAAGACAGGUAAAGUGAUCCAUUCUAUGGUAGCCCACCUGGAUGCUGUCACCUGUCUGACCACGGACCCCAAAGGCACUUACCUCAUCUCUGGCAGCCACGACUGCUCGGUGCGCCUGUGGAUGCUGGACAACCGGACGUGUGUGCAGGAGAUCACAGCCCACAGGAAGAAGCAUGACGAGGCCAUCCACGACGUGGCAUUCCACCCCUCGCAGCCCUUCAUCGCCUCGGCCGGAGCAGACGCGCUCGCCAAGAUCUUCGUCUGACAGUUUUCACAGAGAGGGCCUGCCAAUCGUCAUCCUCACUGCCCGACAAACACAACUUGACCAGAAGAGAUUGAUGACUCUAAUGGACAGACCUCAUCUGCCCACACACACACACACACACACACACACACACACACACACACACACACACACAACUGUCCUGCACCCCACUGGCUGGGUUAAUGUCACAGGACUACAUUACCCAGAGUUCUCUAGCUGUCCAAGAAUGCCUCAGUAACCUUUUGUGAUACUAACCAUUCUGUUUUUCUAAGCACUGCUGGGUUUAUAACUGGUCAGUUUACUGCACUACGAUCCUCUAUUCAUUUCUCCUUCUACUCACUGUGUGGACUCAAUGUCUGUUGACUUUAAUGACUGUGCAUGUCCAUGCGUCGCCUACUACAACCACACCCACAAACCGGCUGACGUUCACUUUGAAGCUUGUUUCUUUUAUUUUUAUGUUUUUAUAAAAAUGCUUAGCUCACUUGUUGCUAACACUUCCACUGUAAGUACAUAACAGCUGCAAAGCCCCGUCUCCGCCCAGUGAUGGCGGUAGCCAGAGUGGGAACGACGCAUUUCAUUCCAAAGACUUCCCGGUAUUUUAGUUUGUGUGCUUUGGAGACACCCUCCAGUCACUGUCGGAACAGACCGCUUUAAUUUCAGCCUCGUCGUUAAGACUCUAAAGUCAGAGAGCUCCGUGUCCGGUGUUUUAUGGUCCUCCAUUCCACAGGUAUCCUGCGUGCGUGCGUGCGAGUACGUGCGUGCGUGUGAUAGUUUAUUACACUACCCACAAUGGCUCACUAAGUCCCUCUCCUAUGAGAGAAGUAACAAUGUCGUCAUGUGGCACGAUAUCACCUGUCUCCAUCCCACCUGGUACUGGUUCCUGGUUGUCGCCGUUUACUGGCUCUGACACCGGGCCCAAGAUGCGGACACCGAUUCAGUUUUUGCACUGUGUAUGUUGCACUUGUAUAAUCUUGGUGCUAUGACCUCGUCCGUCGAGAGCCCGUUGGAGCUGAGUGUGUCUUGUUUGUCCAGUGUGUUAUCAGGCGUCUCUCCAGGCCAGGUUGUGUGUUGGUCGUUAUUAUUUCACAGGAAGACUAACAUUCUAAGCAAACACUUAUCCGUUGGUUUUGUGUGUGUGUGUGUGUGUGUGUGUGUGUGUGUUGGCCAUUGACAUCAGGAUGGCUGGUCUGUGAAGGAGUAUGUGGACAUAAUUAGUGGCCCCACUUUAGCCUCUAGAUGGCGUCCAGUGUUCUCUCCAUUCCAUAGCAUCUAGUCAGUAUGGGCUUUGUGCUUAUUAUUUAUUUAGGCAAUUUGUAGACAAGCCAUUGAAAAGAAUGGUGUUGAUGAGGUUGCUGGAGCCGGGCGUGUGUCAGUUUGACUACACUGCAUGGUCCAGCUGUCCCAUAGUCGGAAACUGGCAUCUCUUCCUGCAUUAAUGGAGCCAGCAGAGAAAAUGAGGCCCCAGGACAUUGGAACAGCAGCCAGAAGAAGAGCCUUCACCCCUCCUUUCCUCUCUUCCCCUAUGGAGAGGAACAAACACUACCUAACCCACAAAUCCUCAGCCUCCUUCAAAGACCAAACUGGACAGGGUCACUGACCGUUUCCCAUCCGGGGUCACUUGGUUCGUCAAUGUUUGUGGACCGGUUUUCUUUUCCGGCAAGGGAAAACCAACGUGGGCGAUCGUAGUGCGGAGCUGUUGGGAGCCGCGGGCGACCGCCGAAGCCGACGGUCUAGGUCAGAGGUGAUGUCGUUGGGUGGCUGGGCUCCUGGUCUAUAUUUGUACUUUCCAGGGUGUAUCAGAGGCGGGAGCCCGGCAGGCUGCUGUUUAGCUGUGGAAACAUGGUUCGACAUUGUUCCACCACACGGACAGUAAAGACUGAAUGGUCCAAUAGCAGCAUGUCAAUGAGUAACGGGUCCCUUCCGGCGCGUGACCACAUGGCAUUGCCUACCUGAAUGGUUUGGCCCCCGUUUGGGUUAGGGGGGUCGGACACUGGGUCUGUGACCAGGGAUACGUUUGGCCUAAAGUUCUCCAUGCAACGUGGUCAAAGCACCAGACGUUACUGGUCAGAAUGACCAAGACAGAUCAAAGUUUUCCCCGCUCCACCGAAAAACCUCAUGAGAAAACACUUUGGUCUGUUGGCUCGGUUGAGUAAACAACAGCGUUCCGUGGUUGCUUUCGCUUCAUUGAUUUGUUACUGCCACAGUAUGUUGAAUUGAGUGAGGUGCAGAGAAUGCCUCGGAGCUACUGUACGGUAAUGUUUUGAGUGACAGUCGCACGAACUGCGGCCUAACUAGACUAACAAAGUAACGGUUGGUUGGCUGUAUACAGCACUAGACCCAGAGCGUCCCUGUAGUUAAGUGUCACAUCAACAUGAGAUUGCAGGACUGUGUUGGAAGAACUCUACACCCUAUGUGAGUCUGUACACAUGUAGGUUUGUAGUCUUGAGGAAUAGAUUCAUCAGUCCUACUGAGGAUAGAAAACUCAACAUGACAUCAGGAAAGAAAUGUCUGUAAAUCAUAAGAGCGCCCAUUAUGUCCACAUUCAUUGUUUUUGUUUUUGUUGCUUUUAUUAUUAUUAUUAUUAUGGUUGUAAAGAUGUAAGAAUACUGUAGUAUCAUAAGUGAAAUAAUUCUUCUUUGCAUAGAACUUGCUUGUGAUUGAUAUUGACAAUGUAUACCAUGUUGGGGAAAAAGGAAAAAAAAAGAGGAAAAAUUACAAAAGACCUAAAAACAUUGAAGGUGAUCAGUCCGAGGCCAAGGUAAAGGACUCUUGUUUCUUUGUGUUUUUAUUUUUUUAAUAGCAACUUAUCACCGUGUGAUAUUUUGUACAUCAUAUUAAGGCUGUAUUCAAACAAUUUCCUGUAACGACAAGGGAUAAGAGACUUGCUUUUUAUUGAGUUUGUUUUAUUAUAUAUAUUUUUUGAACUGCAUUCUAGCUUGUAUCAAAUUACAGAUUUUCUUUCCUUUCUUUUGGUUUUGUUUACUUUGCGGCUCUCGUGUUGUAUAAAGAAGAAAACAAAACAAAAAAAUAAAAUAACAAUUUUGUACAGUGAAUUCAGAA